Suillus subaureus is the source of this 819-nucleotide messenger RNA. RefSeq lists its product as uncharacterized. The record is from RefSeq and is a predicted model, not a curated record. The transcript is spliced from 5 exons. The annotation marks the transcript as partial. Lineage: Eukaryota; Fungi; Basidiomycota; Agaricomycetes; Boletales; Suillaceae.
UUGAUAAGUUACUGGGGGCCAGAGGGAGAGGCAUAUUCGAUUGGUCUGAUGGAACGCUGUUACCGAUCCUCGUCUAUAAUGCGAGCUAUACUCGUCAAUAGUACGUUGUCCUACUACACAAUGGCACCCCAAAAUUCUCGCGUCCCCGUUUCCACCACUACUGAACAGACAAUGCCGUAUGCGGAUGGAAGAGAGAGUGAAGCUGACAGUUAGUGAGCCGCGGGCCCGCAAGGCAGGAACAGUUCGCCUUGUGUGCAAUAUUCAGAUGCUUCUUGGACCAGAGGGUAGUCACGAAGUGGUGGCACUAAGAACACAAACAGUACCUGAUGGUACCACGAUGGUAUUGGGCUGGAUGGAUGUUACGUUGUCGCUGACGUCCGAAUCCACAUUUUUCGGAACGGAGGACGAUCCCAAGAUUAUGAUGGAAAUGGUGUCCAUGCGACUGACGGCCAGAUGGGAGGGAGGCUUCGUACAGGUAGAAGAUGGCUUUGCUUGCAAGUGGAGUCGAGAGCAUGCGUGUGUGUUUCACGAGGCCACGUCAGUUGUGAAAACAGAAGAGGAAAACAAAUACAUUUCGACAGCGCAUUGAACUAAAUGCGAACGCGAAAGAGACGAAGGAAUGGGUGGUGCAUUAAUAGGACUCCCACGUAAGAGGGAGAAUUCAAUAUUCAAGACUACGGGUGCCAACACGACAGCCUCACCUGUCGAUCUCAUCCAGAUAUGUAACUUCCACAGGAGAAUGAACGGAGGGUUCGAGCAUUGACGCGGACGGCGGGAUUGAUGGCGUUACAGGUCUAUUAUUAGACUCGCGCUACUUGG